Trichobilharzia regenti is the source of this 2218-nucleotide messenger RNA. Lineage: Eukaryota; Metazoa; Platyhelminthes; Trematoda; Strigeidida; Schistosomatidae. The record is from the annotation of a GenBank genome assembly.
AUGGGCGCUGCAUCUUAUUUAGUGUGGAGAGAUGCAUCACAUGAAAAGGCGUUACUUCCUUUGGCUGUUUAUGGUGCUCAGCUUCUACUUAAUUGGUCGUGGACGCCUCUAUUUUUCGGGCAGCAUAAACUAAAAUAUGGAACAGCAGUGUGUUUAGGCAUUUUCGGUGGAGCUCUGGCAUGUGUAUACUUAUUUCGACCAAUCAAUGUUGACGCUAGUAAUCUGAUGAUUCCAUACGCACUAUGGACUGGAUUCGCGUCACUUCUUAAUGUUCGUGUUGCUAUGCUGAAUGAAGACUGUGAUUAACUGAAUGUAGAACCAAUAUCUCACUAGAUGAUAUCAUGGGAAAUCUAAAAAAGAAAAAGAAACACUAGCACAUUUUACACUGAAGCUUUUUCGAUAAGCUGAUUUCUCUUUCUCCGCUUUUCAUUUUUCUUUUUUCAACAAAAUAAGUUUUCAUAGAAAAAUUGAUAUAUCAGGGAUAAUAGUCGUCUUUUUAUAUUUUAUUUGUCAACAAAUAAAAAUGUCUGAAUUUUAUCCUUUCCUCUUGAAUGAAAAGUUUUUCUGUGUUGUUAGAAAACUCACUGGCGGUAUAAUACUUGUCUUGACUGCAUUAAUAUCGAGUCAGUUCGUACGGUAAACUUAGUUUUGUGUAACAGUUUAAGAGGGAUGAAAUUCUUAACAAAUGAAAUCAGGAACCAGAGAGAUAAAGAAUGUUCAUCUCUAGAUAAAAGAUACCAGUUUUAUGAAAAUGCUUUUCUUAUAUCCCUUUUUUCGGCCAAAAUUAUGCCGUCACUACAUAUCUGAAGCAGCACGCCAGAAGUAUGUAUCACAGUACAUGAUAAAAAGCACGUCUGUGUCGUCUAUCCUCCAACACACAAUUAGUUUGCAGAUGUCUCGAUUUUUUUUCUCAAGAUACCUUGUAAGGGUUUAUUUUAAGGGUAUGAAGAAAAUUAUUUGAAUGCGUUAGCACUUCACUUAUUUGUGAGGUUGCAUCAAUACUAAUUGACUGGUUGCUGACACGAUCUCUUGGCGCAUAUAUAUGGCUGGUUUAGCAGAAGCAUGAAACAUAGUUCCCCAUCAAAGGAUGCGUGUAAUGUCUGCUUUUCCCUACUUUACAGCUAUAAGACAUUGCUGUUGAAGAUAUAAAAUAUGGAAAGAUUUGGCAUUUCUGACUUUUGUUGUCUUCACUUGCCCUGGUGUUAGGUGGCGCAGUACACUUGAUAAGAAUGUGAUUAGGUAUAGUGUGUGUUACGUGAUGGGACAUGAAAUUAAUCAGUGAGGUUAUGAAGCUCCAACAACUGUGAUGGACCGUGACCUCUCCUCCGACGAUUCAUUUAGCUGGAGUCUUAUUUGGUUGGGGUUAGUUAUGGGAAAUGUCUUAGCACCAGUUUAUGAAGUCUUUGGUUGUUGGUUUUAGCCAUGUAGGAGGGUUUAGAUUACCCGUUUGAUAUCCUCAGAAUGCUAAUAAUCAAUUGUUGAAGACCUUGUUAUGGCUCAGAAUCGUUCACAAUAAAGCAAAUAUGUUCACCCCUUGUUAUCUUCCAGAUUCUAAAAACUUAAGCUGAUCUUCAUCUGAUUAUAGUCUCUAUCGUACUUGUUCAUGCGUUGUACUCUUGCUACAUUUUUUCCUACUUCUAUAUAUGCUUUUACCAAGCUUGGCCACCUGAACUACUACACUUUUGUGCUAAGAAAAACAAUAUGAAAUCACUGAUAGUGUGCACACUUUGAUAGUAAGUCAGUAAAUCAAGUUAUUCAUGGUGUACGAGUACAUACAGUUAUCUCCGGAUUGGUGAACACAUACACACCUGGUGUGGAAAAGCUGAAGAUAAAUCUGUUCACAGCCCAAUUGUCCUGCAUGUUAUAGAUACUUAUAAACGUCAGUAUAGUUUUUACUGUGAUACAGUGUAUGCCUAAAAACGUGCUACAAAGAGGUCUUUAGAUAACAUUAGGAGUGAACUAUAGUAUACCAUCAGCAAUGAGCAAUACACCGCCGUUACUGUGCUGUGUCAGAUACAUUAUUCUAUUAUGGGGUCGUAUUCUACUACACUGCUUAAGUUCCAUGUCAAAAUGAAAUUUAAUUGUCAGUAAUUAACCUGUUAGCAAAUAAUUCAGUUAACGUUAUCUGUUUAUGUAUGCAUAUAUCGAUUUAUUUAUGAAGUUUCGAAAUUCUUGUAUUAAUCUGUUGUCAAAUGGUUUAAUUAGGGUGGUAUGUUCA